AUGCCAGCUCCAGCAGCGGUACGAGCUGCCCAUGCGGUAAUACAAAAUCAUUCUACCACAUCUUGUAAAUAUUGCGGGACAGCGGGUCACUUCAUUGUCAAGUGCGAGAAAUUUUUGGGUUUAACGCCUACUAUUAGAAAGCGUCACGUGAUAUCGAAUAAUUUAUGCUUUCGAUGUCUUAAUAGUCACAAUAUUGCACAAUGUCAAUAUAAUAGAAAUUGUUACAAAUGCAACUCGCCAAAGCAUCAUUCAUUAUUACAUUUUGACCUCCCUGCGGGGGCGCGGGAGCGGCAACAGCGAUCACCAUCCAAUCACAUCAUGAGUAAUACGAAUGCUCCGGACCAUGUACCUCAGGUGACGGUCCCUGCGGCCACGGUUCAAUCGACGAGUACAAGUGUUAAUAACGUGUUUGGAGGAAUGUCAUCGCAAGCAAUACCCUGUGGGACCUACCAACAUACAGUUUUGCUAGCAACUGCUAUGGUUCGGGUAUUAGAUUCACACGGAUAUUAUCUAGAGGCACGUGCUCUGCUUGAUGGCGGCAGUCAGAGUACGUUUAUUUCUGAAAAUUGUGCUAAUAAGUUAGGAUUAAAGCGGUUUAAAUCUAACGUAGUAACAGUCACGGGGCUAAGCGAUAUUCCUGUAAGCGGUUGUAAAGGGGUUGUUAACUUGACUAUUAUACCCAAGUAUGCGGAUUUACCUGUUCUCUUUACAACGGCUACAGUUUUGAAUAAAAUCACUCGUAAUUUGCCAAGAUUCUCCUUAUCACCUCGAUUAGAGGAUAAUUAUAGAGGAUUAGUUCUUGCGGAUGAACAAUUUUUUAUAAGUCGAGAAAUUGAUAUUUUGAUUGGUGCGGAUCUUAUUGGGGACAUUUAUUUAGGCGGCGGUACUAUCAAGGUACACGACCACUUACCUCGUGCGAUGAAUACGGUGUUCGGGCAUGUGUUGACUGGUCCUGUCACAUUUAUGGCUACAAAUCCAUGUCCUCGGGCUACUCAUUCUUCUCAUACAUUUUAUUCUAACAUUUCUACGGAUGAUAUUUUGAAACGAUUUUGGGAAAUUGAAGACCUUCCUCACGCGGUUAAAAACCCUAUGGACAUGGAGUGCGAGUCUAUUUUUGUAAGCACUCAUCAGCGGGAUAAGAGCGGUAGGUAUGUUUUACAUUUGCCUUUUUUAUCCAACAAACCUUCGCUUGGAGAUUCAGUCCCAUUAGCUAAGAAGCGGUUCUUGGCAAUGGAAAAACGGCUUCAGCGUAAUGACUCGUUGCGUAAAAAAUAUGUAGAUUUCAUGAGAGACUAUGCGGAAAACGGACAUAUGUCACUCUGCGUCGGUAAACCAGAAGACUAUGUUUCCGGUUGUUUUUAUAUUAUAUGCCACCACGGAAUUUUUAAAGUAGGUUCGGAAAAUAUAAGGGUCGUAUUUGAUGCUAGUGGUAGCACUAGUAACGGAGUUAGUCUUAAUGAUUGUUUGCAUGCGGGGCCCAAGCUUCAGCGCGACAUAAUGGAGAUUAUUUGUAGGUUUAGAUUACAUAAAUAUGUAUUUACAACGGACAUCCGAAUGAUGUUCCGUCAAAUUUUGAUUGACCCAAAAGAUCGGCCAUAUCAACUUAUCUUUUGGAGAGAGUCCCCAGAUAUGCCUCUUCAACUUUACCAAUUGAAUACCGUCACUUACGGGAUGAAGUCAAGUCCCUAUCUCGCGAUACGGACCUUAAGACAGUUGGCUGAGGACGAAGAAUCACAGUUUCCGGCGGCGGCGCGACUUCUUCGUACUUCCGUGUACAUGGAUGACAUUUUGGGUGGUGCGGAUACGCUAGAAGAAGCACAAAAUCUUAAGCGGGAUCUGACCGGUUUAUUAAAAUUGGGCGGAUUUGAUCUCAGUAAAUGGACCUCUAAUACCGCGGAGUUAUUGAGAGACAUAUCUGAGGAAGAUUUAGAAAAACCUCGUAUCUUUGUAGAUAAUGCGGACGGGCCUAGCUUCAUUAAAAUAUUAGGCAUCCAAUGGGAUCCCAGUAAUGAUAGUUUUUCUUAUCAUACCAAGCUGAAUGAUAAUGUAAUAUGUACAAAGCGUUUCAUCUUGUCGACGGUAGCUCGAACUUUUGACCCAUUGGGCUGGAUUUCUCCAAUCAUUUUACAAGGUAAGAUUCUGAUGCAACGGCUUUGGCUAUUAAAGUUGUCAUGGGAUGACAAACCACCUGCGGAUAUUGUAGCGGAUUGGCAAGGCAUUUUAAAGGAUUUGCCUGUAAUUGAAAGUUUUAAUCUGAAGCGGUUUGCCCUAGGAGAUUCUAAGAUUUGCUCUAUUCAUGGAUUUGCUGAUGCGUCUGAACUCGGCUAUGGCGCAGCUGUUUAUUUGAGAGCGGUCAAUAACUGUGGUGAGGUUACUGUAACUUUAAUGAUGGCUAAGUCAAGAGUUUCACCAGUAAAGUCCAAACUUACCAUUCCCAAACUAGAGCUUUGUGGCGCGACAUUAUUGGUACGGCUUACCAAAUACGUCGUGGACUCUAUUCAGAAUGAGGUGGAUAUUGAAGAUAUUGUUUGUUGGUCAGACAGCACUAUCGUACUUUCAUGGCUGCGGAUCUCACCUCAUCUUUUGCAGACCUUUGAAGGAAAUAGUGUCACAGAUUGUCAAUAG
Molecule: messenger RNA, 2625 nt
Organism: Galleria mellonella (greater wax moth)
Lineage: Eukaryota; Metazoa; Arthropoda; Insecta; Lepidoptera; Pyralidae
Exons: 1
Coding region: 1-2625 (874 amino acids)
Source: RefSeq, a predicted model, not a curated record